AUGUUAGAGAGUCGAGACCAGUUUUUUGAGGGGUUGAGCUCAUUGGUAGAUGUAGGGGGUGGGACAGGACUUACUGCCAGGACCAUUUCCGAGGCCUUCCCUCGGUUGAAAUGCAGAGUGUUUGACCUUCCCCAUGUUGUUGCUAACUUACCAGAGUAUAGGAACUUGGAGUUUGUUGGAGGUGAUAUGUUUCAGUCUGGCCCUACUGCGGAUGCCACUCUAAUGAAGGUUUUCAUUUCUCGAUCCCCUUGCUUGAAUGCUGAUUGCGUGAAGAUACCAAGAAAUGCAGAGAAGCAAUUCCAAGGGAAGAAGAGGGAGGAAAAGGUUGUUAUCAUAGAGAUGGUGACAAAUGAAAAGCUGCUCAUGGACAUCAUGAUGUUGAUGACAGUGUUGAAUGGAAGAGAAAGAAAUGAGAAAAAGUGGGAAAAUCCCUACUGA
Vitis vinifera (wine grape) is the source of this 438-nucleotide messenger RNA. RefSeq names its product flavonoid 4'-O-methyltransferase-like. The transcript has 2 exons. The record is from RefSeq and is a predicted model, not a curated record. NCBI's taxonomy places the organism in Eukaryota, Viridiplantae, Streptophyta, Magnoliopsida, Vitales, Vitaceae. Gene Ontology annotation, biological process: methylation. Bases 1 to 438 code for a protein of 145 amino acids. Gene Ontology annotation, molecular function: S-adenosylmethionine-dependent methyltransferase activity; O-methyltransferase activity.